UCCCUGUGUUGCAGGCCUGACAAGGGGCUCAGGCUGGCCCCAUGUCGCCCGCCAAUGCCAUGCUACUCAACGACACCUGGAUGUUUGGGGGGAACAGCUGGAGCCUGCACUACCUGAGCUUCCUGAUCCGCCACUUCCCCAGUGCCUGCCUGCUGGACCCUGAGGGGACCCCCAUCUCCUGGUGCCUCUCUGACCCGCUGGCUGUCCUGACACACAGUUACACCCUCCCACAGCAUCGUGGCCUGCGCCUCAUGGGGUGCACAAUGGGGACGCUGGCGGCACAGCUGCAUACCCACAGCUUCCCUGUUUACACCCGGGUGCUGCUCCACAAUGAGACUUCACUGCACAACCUGCAACGUCUCAGCUUCCGCAUCCUGCCUGGGGUGUUCUACCUGCUGGUGGUGAGGCCUGGGUUCGCCCAGUCCCAGCCAGCCAGUGCCCUGGACUCAGCCCAGGACCCUGUGCCCAGCUCUGGGGAACAGCCACGCGCCCAAUAGCACACGGGGAGGGGAGAGGUGAAGGGGACACAGCCUAGGGCCCUGCACCCAGCUCUGGGGGACAGCCACACACUGCCAGCAUGUAGCCCUGGGGGAGGGGAGGAGAAAGGGACAUGGACCAGCCCUGCCCAGGGACCUGCCACCCCCCAGAACGGGACACAUUGACCAGCCACCACGGGAGCUCAGCUGUCAGCCCUUGGGAAGCCGGGGCCUGGUAGAGGAGACUUUUUCAUGUUCCAUUAUCCCCUGGAACAGGGCAGAGGCUCAGUAGGGGGUGCUCUCCCCUGGCAGUCAGUGCCGAACCUGAAGAGACCAGGGUGAGGGCUCAGCAGGGGGUCUCUCCCGCUCCCUUCCCCAGGCAGUUUGAGACUAGCUUAGUUGAAGUCAACGCAUCUUAGAUUGAAUUAAAAUUCCUUACUUCGUUCAGCAGUGGACAUGAGAGCGAUCUGGGAUCAAUUUAUCGCAUCUACACUACACGCGAUAAAGUGAACCCCGAUAGUGUAGACGUACUGAAGGAGAAUUUUCUGUAAUAGUUUUGCUACCGGUGUGCCUCAGUUUCCUUCUGUACGUUGCAUGUCUUCCCAGUGGGUGCCAAAGGGUUAAAAAGCUGCUCCUAGGGCAGAGCAGGGACUGGGGGGAGGGUGUCCCAUGGCUGGGGGCAGGACCUGGGCGUUCAGGAUCAAAACCAGGUCAACGGAGGCUCCACAAAGAAACAGAGUUGGGUUUUGGUGGGACUCAGGAGCUCCCAGCUGGGACUGAAAGAGACGGAGACAGGAUCCAGUUUUGGCUCUUCAGCAGCUCGGCUGGGUGGGGCCCUGACCUGUGUCUUCACCUUCACUUCUCUCUGCAGCCCCAGGGACCCCCCAGGCCGGGUUCCCAGGGACAAUAAACCAUGUGCUGUGUGGAAAAGGCUUUGGGAUGUCAUUACAAACACUGGCUGGGGGACACUGGUCCCCACAGAGGAGCCAGGUCUCUCCAGGAGUCUGGCUCAAUGCGACGUGCCGGGCAGAGCUCGUGGGGUGAAGCAGGAGGGCCGGAGCCAUGUGCUCGGUCCUGGAGGAAGAGAGAGUCCCCUUGGGGGGCUGGCACGCCACAGGGUUCCUCCAAGGACUGGUUUAAAAGCUGGGGUGUAGCACUGAUCCUGGGGAACCACAACAGGGAGCAGCGCUGUGGGUCCCAGGCCAGUGUGGGGUGUCUCCUUCACAGCCAGAAUCGGCAGCAGAGAAGGGCGGGCACAUCUGCUGGCAGACGUGGGGUAGAGGCAGCCCUGGCCCCAGCCAGGGAGCAGCCCCACCAGGGCACAGUGCAUCAUCCCGUCUGUCCCCUCCCUCCCCAGCCAGGG
Molecule: messenger RNA, 1839 nt
Organism: Gopherus evgoodei (Goodes thornscrub tortoise)
Lineage: Eukaryota; Metazoa; Chordata; Testudines; Testudinidae
Product: glycine N-acyltransferase-like protein 3
Exons: 1
Coding region: 42-497 (151 amino acids)
Cellular component (GO): mitochondrion
Molecular function (GO): glycine N-acyltransferase activity
Source: RefSeq, a predicted model, not a curated record